AGCGAGCGGCCGCAGCAGUGACGACUGUGGCAGAGAAGGCCCGGAGGGGCUCUGCGUUCUGGAGUGGCGCUGCUUGGGCCGGUGGCUGAUUGAGGGCAACUGGUGUCGUAAUUGAGGAGAGAGCUGCGAGUGUGUUCGGCAUAUCCCGGUCGGGAUCCCAGCCACGAUGAGUGCUGCCCGGGAGUCUCACCCACACGGGGUGAAGCGUUCAGCCUCCCCCGACGACGAUCUUGGAUCUAGCAAUUGGGAAGCAGCGGACUUAGGCAAUGAAGAGAGAAAACAAAAGUUCUUGAGACUUAUGGGUGCAGGAAAGAAAGAACACACUGGUCGUCUUGUUAUAGGAGAUCACAAAUCAACAUCUCACUUCCGAACAGGGGAAGAAGACAAGAAAAUUAAUGAAGAACUGGAGUCUCAGUACCAGCAGAGCAUGGACAGUAAACUCUCAGGCCGGUACCGGCGGCACUGUGGACUUGGCUUCAGCGAGGUAGAAGAUCACGAUGGGGAAGGUGAUGUGGCUGGGGAUGACGAUGACGACUCCCCUGACGCUGAGAGUCCAGAUGACUCGGACAGUGAUUCUGAGUCUGAAAAGGAGGAGUCUGCAGAAGAACUCCACGCUGCUGAGCAUCCUGAUGAUGCAGAAGACCCGAAGAGCAAAAAAGAUGCAAAGAGCAAUUAUAAGAUGAUGUUUGUCAAGUCCAGUGGCUCAUAACUAUUAAACACUUAGUCUUUGUAUUAAAAGUAAGCCUUAUUGUUAUAAUGCACAGUGGAGGACUGCUUAUAGAGCACAGACCUUUGUAUUAUAAUUUUUAAAAAGGCCCUUUUAAAUAACUACAAAGAGUGUUUGCUUUCAAAUGCCAUGGGUUACACUUUUCCAGGCAUGACUAUAACCAUUUUUGUAAAGAGUCAGAGUUGUAUAAAAUGAGAAAUAAAUACUGUACUCAGCUUC
This is a messenger RNA of Myodes glareolus (Bank vole), 946 nucleotides long. RefSeq names its product chromosome 7 C11orf58 homolog (gene C7H11orf58). The record is from RefSeq and is a predicted model, not a curated record. Lineage: Eukaryota; Metazoa; Chordata; Mammalia; Rodentia; Cricetidae.